AUGGCAUCGAAACCCCCCGAGGUCAGUGCUGCAGACAAACAGUGGCUCACUUUCCGACAAAAGCACGAAGCUGAACUUAAGGGCUUCCAACGGUACGCGACGGAGUCUUUUGCCAAGUUUCAGGACAACGUCAACAAGGAGCGAGCAAUUAUUCUCGCAAAACACAAGAAAGAAGAGGAAGAGUUCUGGAGCAAGACCAAGGCGGCAGCAGAUAAGGAGAAGAAGAAGGUUGGCAACACGGCUGUCGGGCCUAAUACGGGUGUCCAGAGUCAAGCAAAUCGCCGGGUAGCUGCUGCACCACCGAGAGCUGCUCCCACUAUCAAGAAGACGCCGGCGCCCAGAGCCAAAGCACCGUCCAUAUCCAAGCCAGGGAGCAACACAACCACACCGCUAGCAGGACCCAAGAACAAAAAGGCCGCUGUCACGAUCAUUGAUCUUUGUUCCGACGAGGAUGAUGAUGAACCAGUGUUGGUAAAGGAGAAGCCUAUUUUCAAGAUAGCUGGGCAAGGACCUGUCGCGAAAGACCCUCCCGGCUUAUCUGACAAAAUCGGAAACGUGGACAGGCCAAAGCCAGAGCAGUUGAAGCAUGAACAUCACGUCUUUACUAAGCAACCCUCACACCCAUCUACACAACCGCCUGCGCUAUGUACAAGUAACAGUAAUACUUCCGGUGUGCACGUCUCGACCUCCAUCGCCUCUCAGCAUGCGCCGGCAGCUGUUCUCAGUACACAGCGGAACCUGGUCGGGGGCGUGGGUUUUGGCAACUGGGCGAAUGUGCCUCGCAUGCCAGAUGCCCGUCAAGGAACAGCAUUCAAUCCUGGAGGUAGACCAUUAUCGGCCUCCUCUCCGUGGGCCACCCCCACAAUUUCUGCUUCACAAGGCCUACAGCCGACGAACGGUUUCGCUCAUUCGAGGUUCUCUCAAGGCCACCAGCAAGACAAGUUUCAAUCGCAACAAAGUGUAGGCUACCAACCAGGCCAGCCAUCGAUGUUCCGGGAAUCAGCGUUCCAUGGCCUUCCUCGAGACGACCAAGAAGCUUUGCGAAAGGAAGGCCAUGCUUACUAUUUGAAUGGCUCAAUCGAGUCUUCGCAAGACCUUGGACGUGGAGACAGGUUUGGUCCUGACUCUGUCCCGGAUCAUGCAACCAAAAACUUGGAGAGCGACCUUCGUAAAUCGGUUUCGAAUGGCAGAGGCAAGCGGAAGGUGGUGGAUCUCAGCAGCGAUGAGGAGAGUGACUAUGCCCCGCCGUCUGAUGAUGAGGAGCCUAGUUCCCCUGUCAUGAUGGACGAUGCUCCUGAGCCUGCAAAGAAGCAGACAUCUAGGCCGGCGACCAAGAAGGCUAAACUUCCUCCGCCACUACCACCAGCUCUUGCCUCAAAAGGUGUGUAUAACAAGGGAAAAAAUGGCUUUGGCUUCACGAGCUUGCAAAAAUCGAAACCCAAGGUCAACAGCCAAACUGAUGCGGCAUUACCGACCACCCCACCGCGUGUGCCCACCAGAAAGCCUCAGCCGACGACACCAUCUACACCGACACCUGCGUCUCAGAAGUCCAAAAUCAUUACGUUAAAGACUCAAGGAGCAACCGUAUCGCGCUCACCCCGAAAGGCCAAAAUUGACGCGUCUGCAAAGAUCACCCAACUUAGCGAAGCCGAAUUAGAAACUCGGACCAGCAUUGCUAUCGAUGAAGCGAACCAGCGCGAGAGAGCAACAGCUGAAGCUGGGAUUUUCGAGCAAGUCAGAGGUGGCAUGCGGGCCAUGUCCAUCACUCCCGCGCCUAGCACCGCUAGCAACGCUGCAGAGGACGUAGAAAUGCUGGCCGACGUUUCAGAUCCUGAGAUCACAUCCCCAAAACACGGCGCUGGAUUGAGUUCAUGGACAGAUUCUCGCUUCAAUGGUGACAGGUAUCUUGCCAAGUCUCGCGCUGCUCGACCCAUAGUACAAGACGACUCGGACGACUACGAUGACCCGGACAUCAGUAAGUACAGCGUCAUCGACGGCGUUAUUGUGCAUGAGGCGGAUCGAGAGAGACUGAGACUGACGCAAGAGCAGGAAAGGCUUAUGAAAUCAAGAGGGACAGACGGUGGCAGUCGCGCACGUGCAGUGACCGCAGUUGAGAUGCCGGAGCAUGCUCAGGGUAUGGCCGGGCAGAGUGGGAGGCGCGCGAGAAAGACUAUGAGAUGA
Messenger RNA from Alternaria conjuncta, 2181 nucleotides. RefSeq lists its product as uncharacterized. The transcript has 3 exons. The coding region runs from base 1 to 2181 and encodes 726 amino acids. The record is from RefSeq and is a predicted model, not a curated record. NCBI's taxonomy places the organism in Eukaryota, Fungi, Ascomycota, Dothideomycetes, Pleosporales, Pleosporaceae.